AAUAUAUACUCCGUUCCGUUCCGUUCCUUGUAUAAUAAGUAAUGUUAUUUCCCCUUUCAUGAUCUGAAUAUAGAAACUAAUGAAGUUAUAAGUAGUAGUAAUUAUUUUACUCUGAAAGAAAAUCAAAAGAAGAGAUGGCUUCUUCUUCUCAGGUAAUCCCAUUAGCAAUAAGAGAGACAGAGAAAGAAACAAUGGAGAAUAACGAGGAGGCGGCGACGGAGACCAAGAAAAGAAAGAGGGGACGACAGAAGAUUCCAAUAGAGAAGAUUGCAAAUAAGAGCAGCUUGCAGGUGACAUUCUCAAAGAGACGAGCAGGUCUCUUCAAGAAAGCUAGUGAACUAAGCGCAUUAUGCGGUGCUCAAGUCGCCGUCAUUGUAGAAUCUCCCGGCGGUAAAUUAUUUUCCUUCGGAAACCCUUCUGUCGACUUUGUUAUCAAUCGAUUAGAAGAUGAUGGGUUGAAUUCCGGUAAUUGGUGGGAAGAUGUGUGUUUGGAGAAUUUAGGGUUACAAGAACUUGAAGAAUGUAUGGCUGCCAUGAAAGUUUUGAAGAAGAAUUUAUUGAAGAAUCAAGCUAGUAAUAAUGAUGAUGAUUUGGGUAUGAUGAUGGUCAAUUCUUCUUCUGAUGUUUUGAUUCCCAAUUUCACUUUGGAUCAAUUUGGAGGGCUUCCUUUUCACUAUUAAUUUCAAUCAAAAUAGACAGGGAAUUUAAAGUUGCUACUAAUUUCUUGUUCUUUUUUUUCUUACCAUUACCAGUAACCAACUUCGGAUUUUUGUACCCAGUUAUUGACACAAAGCUAAUGUAUUUUUCUAUUCUUUCUGCA
Messenger RNA from Solanum dulcamara, 820 nucleotides. RefSeq names its product agamous-like MADS-box protein AGL23. Bases 135 to 680 code for a protein of 181 amino acids. Lineage: Eukaryota; Viridiplantae; Streptophyta; Magnoliopsida; Solanales; Solanaceae. Gene Ontology annotation, biological process: positive regulation of transcription by RNA polymerase II. The transcript has a single exon. The record is from RefSeq and is a predicted model, not a curated record. Gene Ontology annotation, molecular function: protein dimerization activity; RNA polymerase II cis-regulatory region sequence-specific DNA binding; DNA-binding transcription factor activity, RNA polymerase II-specific.